Molecule: messenger RNA, 2419 nt
Organism: Cuscuta campestris
Lineage: Eukaryota; Viridiplantae; Streptophyta; Magnoliopsida; Solanales; Convolvulaceae
Source: the annotation of a GenBank genome assembly
AAAGAAAACAAAGAAAAAGGGAUGGUGCUAUUUUUUUUCCCCCUAGCGUAUCUAGGGUUCCUUCUUCUCCCUAGCAAUUCUAGGGCCUUGCAAUCUACCUACUUUUUCCGUCGAUCUACCAAUUCUCUCUCUCAAUUCCGGAUGGAGGCGAGGGAAGUUGAUAAUCUGAAUCGCAGUGUGUCUCAAUUGGGCUUGGAGGAAGAAGAUGAUGGUCUUUCUUUCUUACCAGGGGGAGGAGCGCCGCCUUUGACAGAGGAAUUUCGUACUUGGACAAUUGCUGGGCGAUUUCUUACAAGUAAGUUGAUUAAAUUUGAUAUUAUGCAACGUGUUAUGGCUGCGGCAUGGAAGCCUGCUUUAGGAGUGCGAAUUGUCCAAGAGGGAGAAGGGCUAUUUUUCUUCCAUUUCUACCAUGUGAAAGAUGCGUCCCGAAUCAUUGAGGAGGGUCCAUGGUCUUUUGAUAAUGCUACUCUUGUUUGCAAAUUGCUGGAACCUGGGGAGAUAGUAUUAGCACAUGAUUUAAAUUUUGUUGACAUGUGGGUUCAAGUUCAUGAUCUCCCUCAUGGGUACACAUCCCCUGCAAUUCUGGAAGCAGUCGGCAUAUUUGUUGGUUUGUUUUUGAAACAUGACAGAAGCCCUGUAAGUGGUGUUCAGCGUGUAUUUUACAGGAUUCGUGUCUCGUUAGAUGUGCGUCGACCACUACGUCGAAAGAUGAAACUUACAAAAAAGGAUGGUGUUGUUGUCUGGGUACACUUCAAAUAUGAACGGUUGAAUGACUUUUGCUUCUUUUGUGGGAUCAUGGGUCAUAUUUCCAAGCAUUGUAGAGAGGCAGUUUUAUCUUCCCUAGACCCAGCAGAAUAUCCAGAAUAUCCGUUUGAUGCUUCACUUAGAGCAGGGGGCGGAAAAAGGAAUCUGGGUUUGGGUUACCAUGGUUACGGUUCCAAGACCCAUGGCUUGAGGAGGGAGACAAACCAAAGGAUACACUGGGAGCAGUGGGUGUGGAGUCCGAAAGAGAUUUGGGGUUGGAAAUUGUUGCUAAAAGGAAAAGGGGUGCGGAAGAAGGGUCGAUAGUUAUGAUGGAUGCUGAUGCGAGUAUGAUGGAUGUGUCAAAAAACUUGCUAGCGGCGGGUACUGGUGUCCAGUCCCGCCGAGAUCAAUGAGUACCAUCAGUUGGAACUGCCGUGGGUUGGGCAACCGACGGACAGUUCAGGAAAUUGCGGAUCUUGUAUCCGUUAAGAAGCCCGACUUUGUUUUUCUUAUGGAACUAAAUUGUUCACGGGGAAAGGUGGAGGAGCUACGUGUCAAGAUUGGGUUUGAUGGUUUGUUUGUGGUUGAGGGUGUUAGGAGAAGUGGUGGUUUAGCACUAUUGUGGAGGAAUAAUAAUACAGCUAAUCUUAUUAGUUUCUCUAAGUUUCAUGUUGAUAUCCAAGUCAGAAUUGGGGAGAGCCCACCAUGGAGGCUGACGGGUUUUUGUGGGAACCCUAGACGUGAUCUUCGUUCAAGCUCCUGGACACUUUUACGGACAUUGAAGAAUCGAUCACCCCUACCUUGGGUGGUCAUUGGUGAUUUUAAUGAUCUCUGUGCAGCCUCAGAGAAAAGAGGGGGGAGGGCUCAUCCUCUCUCGUUAAUGGCAGAUUUUUGUUCGGCACUUGAUGACUGUGGCUUGAUGGAUCUCGGUAUGUGUGGUUAUCCCUUUACUUGGGAGAGGGGACGUGGAUCAGAUCAUUGUAUUGAGGAGAGACUUGAUCGUGCAGUGGGUACAGCUGAUUGGAUGAGACUUCACAUGAAGGCUCGUGUUUACAAUGUGGAUAUGCGCAGGAGUGAUCAUUCUGCCCUCUUAUUGAGGUUGUCGAAAGUGACUCGUCAUCCUCGGAUCCGAAGGUUCAUGUUUGAAAACGCUUGGCUUAAGGAUGCAGGGUGUAAGAAUGUCAUAAAAAGUGCGUGGGAGUCUUCGAGCUCACUGUCAUUGCCUGCACGACUUGAACAUUGCGGUAAGGAGUUGACAAUCUGGGGUGGAGACCGAUACCACCUUUUUGGUAAGAAGAUUUAAGACUUAAAGGAACAGGUGAAUCGACUUAGAAACAAGGGAGGCACCAGUCACCUUAGUGAGCUUCGUGAAGCUGAUUCUGCUUUGACCAAGCUACUGGAUCAGGAAGAUGCUUUUUGGCGCCAACGAGCUAAGCAACACUGGCUUAGGUCCAUGGACGCAAACACCAGAUUUUUUCACCAGUAUGCUUCGUACAGAAAAAAGAAGAACCACAUCCAGAGGUUGAGUAAUGGCUCGGGUACUUGGUUUGAGGGUGAUAAUCUAAAACCACUGAUCACUCAAUACUUUUCUUCCAUUUUCUGUUCUGAAUGAAGUAUAGACUCGGAGCUCUAUCAUCUUAUCCAACCGAAAGUGAGUUCGAUUCAAAAUGAUGCU